Molecule: messenger RNA, 1104 nt
Organism: Plasmopara halstedii
Lineage: Eukaryota; Oomycota; Peronosporomycetes; Peronosporales; Peronosporaceae
Product: aspartyl protease family
Exons: 1
Coding region: 1-1104 (367 amino acids)
Biological process (GO): membrane protein proteolysis
Cellular component (GO): membrane; lumenal side of endoplasmic reticulum membrane; cytoplasmic side of endoplasmic reticulum membrane
Molecular function (GO): aspartic endopeptidase activity, intramembrane cleaving
Source: RefSeq, a predicted model, not a curated record
AUGACUGAUUCCGUCCAAAAUGGCUGCUAUGUGGCACUCAUCUCUCUCCUGCUCGCUUCUAAUUUCAUCCUCAUCCCCGUGCCCGUGCAACUUAUCACAUCAGCCUCUGCUAUCGUGUAUAUUGGCUCGACGCUGUCGCUCAAGCUGAAGCACGCGCGAGAGGCCAGUGGGGAGAAAAAUGAAGAAGUCAUGAAAGCAGAGGAUGCGUAUAUGUUUCCUCUAUUGGGAUCUGGUGUCCUUCUAGGGCUCUACGUUCUCUUCAAGAUAUUUGACAAAGACCUCGUUAACUUGCUGUUGACCUCUUACUUUGCGCUUAUCGGCGCCUACAGUCUUACGGAAGCCUUUAGCCCACUGAUAUCGACGGUUGUGUUUAAAGGUGACCCCACGGUCUACAAGCGCAGCAUCAAGAUUCCUUUUUACGGCGUUUACAAGCUCGAACUGUCGACGGCGUGGAUGCUCACCUUUGUUUUUGCUGCUGCUUUUGCUGCCGCUUGGUUCCACACUAAGCAUUACGUACUGAAUAACAUCUUUGGGAUCUCGCUUUCAAUUAAGGGUAUCGAGGCUCUUUCGCUCGGUAGCUUUAAAGUAGGCGCCAUUCUUCUUAGUGGUCUAUUUUUUUACGACAUUUUCUGGGUUUUUGGCACCGACGUCAUGGUGACAGUUGCCACAUCUUUCGACGCUCCGAUCAAACUCAUUUUUCCGCGUGAAUUUGCGACUGAAACUGAAAAGCAAAAGAAUUCUAUUCUUGGGCUCGGUGAUAUUGUGAUUCCUGGUAUUUUUGUGGCGCUAUUGCUGCGCUAUGACGCGCAUCGUGCAAAUGCAAGCAGUAGCAUGCAAAAGUUCCCCAAGCCAUUCUUCUAUGUCAACCUCCUUUUCUACACGCUUGGUCUCGUAGCAACGGUGUCUGUGAUGUAUAUAUUUGAUGCCGCACAACCCGCGCUACUGUAUUUGGUGCCAGCUUGUCUUGGUUCGGCACUAGUUACCGCUUUUGUUCGUGGUGAAUUUAAGGAGCUGUUGGAAUAUACAGAAGAAGAAGAAGAAAGCGAUAGCCAGGACGACAAGAAGGAAGACGAUGCUAAGGAAGAAGAGAAGAAGACUAAGUAA